Molecule: messenger RNA, 2791 nt
Organism: Xyrauchen texanus (razorback sucker)
Lineage: Eukaryota; Metazoa; Chordata; Actinopteri; Cypriniformes; Catostomidae
Product: protein Smaug homolog 2-like
Exons: 13
Coding region: 685-2700 (671 amino acids)
Biological process (GO): regulation of mRNA stability; negative regulation of translation; nuclear-transcribed mRNA poly(A) tail shortening
Cellular component (GO): P-body
Molecular function (GO): translation repressor activity; protein binding; mRNA binding
Source: RefSeq, a predicted model, not a curated record
CAGUGGUGGAGAGAGAGAGAGCCAGAGCUCCGGUGAGUGAGUGAGUGUGGUCAAGUGAGGUAGGCAGACAGUGGUGGAGAGAGAGAGAGCCAGAGCUCCAGUGUGUGAGUAUGGUCGAGUGAGGUAGGCAGACAGUGGUGGAGAGAGAGAGCCAGAGCUCCAGUGUGUGAGUGAGUAUGGUCGAGUGAGGUAGGCAGACAGUGGUGGAGAGAGAGCCAGAGCUCCAGUGAGUGAGUGAGUAUGGUCGAGUGAGGUAGGCAGACAGUGGUGGAGAGAGAGCCAGAGCUCCAGAGACAGUGUGUGGUAGUGAGGGAUCUCCAGUGAAUCUUCAGGCCUGUCUGUCUCUCUGUAUCGGACUGUCUGUCGGACCCGCACCGGUGUGUAUUCGCGCAUUUCUCACGCGUGUUCCUCAAUGCCUGCAUCCGUGUAUGAGUGACGAUGCUGUAGAGACGGCUUCACUGGAUUGCAGCUUCUGUCUCGCACCGCGUCCAACCCUUAAUUUUACCCGGACAUUGACAAACAGCCCCCGGUGUUGGUGACGUCCACUCCGGGUCAGAACCAUGUGAGGGGUUUUUAAUGCAUCUCUUGAGUGGACUGGAGCACUGACUGUAACCUCCCCGCCCCAGUUUAUACAAGCCCCGCCCCCUCCCUGUAGUCCCGCCCCUGUAUCGGUGGGAACUCGCCAUGAUGUUCCGGGACCAAGUGGGGAUUUUGACAGACUGGUUUAAGGGCUGGAAUGAGUGUGAACAGACGGUGGCGCUGCUGUCGCUGUUGAAGCGUGUUUCUCGGACGCAGGCAAGAUUCCUGCACAUCUAUCUGGACCACUGGCUGGCCGACUGCACAGAGAUACACAUACUAGAGGCAGAAGCCAACAAUGCAGCGAUCGUCAGUCAGUGGCAGCAGGAGCCAAAGGAGAAAGCCGUGUCUCUCCUGCUCUCUCAUCUCCCUCUACUACAGCCGCGGAACAGCGAAGCCAAGUGUGAAUACAUGAACCUCCUGCAGAAGGUCUUGAGUCACACCAUCGAGAGCAGCCUGUUUGUGGAGGAGAGCCGACAGCUGCUGUCUUACGCCCUCAUUCACCCCGCCACCACCCUCGACGACCGCAACUCUCUCGCCAUGUGGCUCAAUCACCUGGAGGAGCAUCUGUCCACGCGGCCACCCCCGCCCGGACCGUAUCAUCACGCGCGGCAGGGCUCAGACGAGUGGCCGGGUCCUGCCGAGUCCCUGGAGCCGUCGUACAGCUGGCAGGAGAAGCUGCCGUCCACCUGCAGCUCUCCGGCUGGACAGAACGGACACAUGCCUUUCGCCGGGACGGGUGGAGUGACCUCACCCGUCAACAACAGCGGCAACAUCAACAGCACAGGACUGUCUGGUCAGGUCCAUCCGAGCCCACUGAAGCCCUCAAUGUCACUCACACCCGUCAGUCAGUCAGCCUGCAGCUCUGAUUGGGUGAACCAGGAUGAAGGGGGCGGGUUUCAGGGAGCAGAACACGCCCCUCUGUCACCCCAGAGCAGCGUUGCGUCGUCGGGGAGUGAACAGACGGAGGAACAGAGCAACGCACGCAACACUUUCCAAGAGGACGGCAGCGGAAUGAAAGAUGUGCCCGCCUGGCUCAAGAGUCUCCGUCUGCAUAAAUACGCGUCGCUCUUUUCUCAGAUGACGUACGAAGAAAUGAUGAUCCUCACAGAGCAACACCUGGAGUCACAUAACGUUACGAAAGGAGCUCGACACAAGAUCGCGCUGAGCGUACAGAAACUGCGAGAGCGCCAGAGCGUCCUGAAAUCUCUUGAAAAGGAUAUUCUGGAAGGCGGGAACGUUCGCAAUGCUUUACAAGAGCUCCAGCAGAUCAUCAUCACGCCAAUCAAAGCUUACCCCUCGCCCGCUGCUGCCCAGAAAGAGGCGGAGCCUGUGGAUAAAGCAGCCAAUCCUGGCGAAGAGAAGGAAACGGAGGGAUUCCAGACCCACAAUCCUCCACCGUGUGACGGAGAGUCCUCGUCUGCACCCAUCUCUGAUGGAGAUAUCGCAGGACAGUUCACACGCGUGAUGGGGAAAGUGUGUACGCAGUUGUUGGUGUCCAGACCGGAUGAGGAGAAUAUCAGCUGUUACCUGCAGCUCAUAGAGAAAUGUCUGACGCAUGAGGCAUUUACAGAGACGCAGAAAAAGAGGCUGUUGUCAUGGAAACAGCAGGUGCUGAAGUUGCUCCGCCUCUUCCCGCGGAAAACCAUGAUUGACAGCGGAGUGUACCGGAGAGGGUGGCCGGCGUACGGCUCGAACUCUCUGCCCACAGCUGGAUCUGUGAGCGCAGGUUUGGGUCGCCGAGGUCAGAGGUCGUUCCAGAUGCCCCCGCGAGGAGCUCCUACCCCCGUCCGCUUGGGGCUGAUGACUGCUGCUGGUCUGACCGGAGCGUCACCGCGGCACACGCUCACAAACCCCGCGGCCGUCACUGCACAGGGCCGACAGAACCUGUGGUUUGGGAAUACCGGAGGCAGUAACAGCAUGCCGAGUCAGAGCAGAAGUUCUGUUCAGAGGACUCACUCACUUCCUGUGCACACAUCUCCACAAACCAUGCUCCUGUUCCAACAACAAGAAUGCCAAAUUCCAGGAACCGAUCUGGAGAUUAAUCCCACGCUGGAGUCACUGUGCCUCAGCAUGACAGAGCAUGCUUUAGGGGAUGGAAUGGACAGAACAUCAACAAUAUGAAAACAAACACUUCAUCACUUCGGCCGGUGCUCCAGCAGCCCAGCACACACACACACACACACACACACACACACACACACACACACACACA